AUGGUCCAACAGCUGAGGUGUUUUGCUGGGGAAGUGACAAGGGUGUCUAGGUUAGGCGGGCAGGCAGUCGUCGAAGGUGCCAAGGGUGCUUGGCGACAACUCACUGAUGUCGUCAACACCCUCACCGCCAAUCUCUUCGAACAGUUACGCGCCAUUGCAGGCGUGACUAAGUCAAUAUCCAGAGGCGACCUCAGCCAAAACGGGCCAUUGUUGUCAUGUCCACAUUGCAAGCCCUUCUUAUGGGCCCGCCUCGUCUGCCAGAAGGACGAGGCCUUUUUUGGGUCCAGUCCCAUGUUGGAAGACAUUAACUGGGCCGAUUGUGUCUGCCCAACCGCCAAGGAAGUGGCCACCCUCACUGUGGAAAUGGCAGAUGCUUCCCCUAACCCCAUCUGCCCCCCCCCUCAUGUGUCUCUCUCUACAUUGUUCACCCCAUGA
This is a messenger RNA of Puccinia triticina, 435 nucleotides long. RefSeq lists its product as uncharacterized. The transcript is spliced from 3 exons. The record is from RefSeq and is a predicted model, not a curated record. NCBI's taxonomy places the organism in Eukaryota, Fungi, Basidiomycota, Pucciniomycetes, Pucciniales, Pucciniaceae. Bases 1 to 435 code for a protein of 144 amino acids.